AUGAGCGAAAGAAAUGCAUCCUCCACAUCCUUCGUCGAAACGGUAGCCGGACUCACAGCCGGAGUCGUCUCAACACUGACUCUGCAUCCGUUGGACCUCAUCAAGACUCGCCUGCAAAUCGACCGUAUCUCUCGCUCCCGCGUCGGCGGCUCUCUUCGCAUAAUCGGCGACAUAUAUAAGACAGAAGGCGGACUCCCGGCUCUAUAUCGCGGAUUGACGCCGAACAUAAUCGGGAAUUCGACAAGCUGGAGUCUUUAUUUUCUGUUUUAUGGGAACAUCAAGGAUUUCCUCGCCCAGUCCCGGUCUCACUCGACGGAACUCCACCAUGAUGACGAUGGAAAAAAGCAUAGCCUAGGCGCAUCGCAGUACUUCCUUGCUUCGGGAACAGCAGGCCUACUAACCUCCAUCCUCACAAACCCGAUAUGGGUAAUCAAAACGCGAAUGCUGUCCACAGGGUCUCGCACACCAGGCGCAUACCCAUCAUUCGUCGCCGGAGCAAGCCAGAUUCUGCGCACAGAAGGUAUCCCGGGUUUCUACCGUGGUCUUGUGCCGGCUCUCUUUGGCGUUAGUCAUGGCGCUUUCCAGUUUAUGGCGUACGAGAAGCUGAAGAGUUAUCGCUCUCGAAGUCGCAAUACUUUCGCUACUACUGUCACUAGCACUCGUCGCGGUGAAAACAACGUCAAUAAUAUGGAAUUACUCCUUAUAUCAAGCCUAUCCAAAGUCUUCGCGGGCUGUAUUACAUACCCUUACCAAGUCUUGCGUACGCGACUACAACUGCAAGCAUACAAUGCGGAUGCGCCAGCAACAGCAACAACUACUUACCGCGGAGUAUGGGAUGCAACGCGGCAAAUAGGGGUUCAGGAGGGCAUACGGGGCUUCUACAAAGGGCUUGGACCGAAUUUGUUGCGUGUCUUGCCUAGUACUUGGGUUGUAUUUUUGGUUUAUGAAAAUACGAAGACGGCCUUGUAUAGAUUCGAGGAAUCGUGA
This is a messenger RNA of Talaromyces atroroseus, 987 nucleotides long. RefSeq lists its product as hypothetical. Gene Ontology annotation, molecular function: folic acid transmembrane transporter activity; FAD transmembrane transporter activity. Gene Ontology annotation, cellular component: mitochondrion. NCBI's taxonomy places the organism in Eukaryota, Fungi, Ascomycota, Eurotiomycetes, Eurotiales, Trichocomaceae. Gene Ontology annotation, biological process: nucleotide transport; folate import into mitochondrion. The transcript has 2 exons. The coding region runs from base 1 to 987 and encodes 328 amino acids. The record is from RefSeq and is a predicted model, not a curated record.